UCAUGAUUUGGACUUUUUUAAUCCGACGACGCAUGCCCUCGCCCCAAUAUCAUGUAUAAAUUAAUAAACCACAUCAAAUCAAACACAUACAAGUUUCCUCUUAAUUAAUUUUGCCGCUAUAUGUAUACGCGUCCCUAAUCCCAAAAUAACUAACGACAUCACCAUGUUUCCGUUAUUCGGUUACUACUACCACCACUAUUCGUCGUCCUCUUGGUUCAUCUUGAUGUUCCUCCUGAUUAGUUUGUUACUUCCUUGCUCUCCAGUCAGGCUCAUCCCGCCGUCCGACCAAAUCCCAUAUUCCCAAUCAGUCAUAACUACCUCCGACGACCCCCCCAGAAACGCCACGUGGCACGACUUCACGAGGUUCCUAGACGCCGUCAAGGGCAGCCACGUCUCCGGCAUGUCCAACCUGAAGGAGUACUUCCGCCGCUUCGGCUAUCUCUCCCUCUCCGACACCAAUUUCACGGAUAAUUUCGACAACCAAUUCGAAUCCGCUGUCCUCCUUUACCAAACCAAUCUCGGUUUACCGGUCACCGGAAAGCUCGACUCCGAUACUAUAACCGCAAUCAUGUCGCCAAGGUGCGGCCUAAGCGACGAUCACAUGGCGGCGGCGAGUGCUGAUCACGGCCGGCUGCACGGCACGCGCCACUACGCCUACUUCUACGGUCGGCCGAGGUGGCAGCGCGCUUCGCCGAUGACGCUCUCCUACGCCUUCUCUCCGAAUAACGUCGUCAAGUACCUGAGCCUAACGGACAUCCGCUCCGUGUUCAGACGCUCCUUCUCGAGAUGGUCGGCGGUGAUCCCCGUUAACUUCAGGGAGACGGAGGAGUAUUCCUCGGCGAACAUAAAGAUAGGGUUCUACAGGGGGGAUCACGGGGACGGAGAGCCGUUCGACGGGGUGUUGGGAGUGCUGGCCCACGCUUUCUCGCCGGAGAACGGGCGGUUCCACCUGGACGCGGCGGAGUCGUGGGCGGUUGAUUUAGAAUCGGAAAAGUCAAAAGCAGCCAUUGACUUGGAGUCGGUGGCGACGCACGAGAUUGGGCACGUACUUGGGCUGGGUCAUUCGUCCGUAAAAGAAGCGGUGAUGUAUCCAAGUUUGAGUCCGAGGACUAAGAAGGUUGACCUCAAGAUUGACGACGUUCGAGGUGUUCAAUCCCUGUACGGCUCCAACCCUAACUUCAAGAUCAGCUCUUUGUUCCAUCGGUCUUCUCAGAAUUCUAAUUACAACAACCAAUCCUUUUCUCCUACUACCAAGCCUAUGAUCCCCAUUUGGAUCAAUAUUUGUUUUUCCUUUUUCCUUUUUCAUAUGUUUUUCUACCCACUCCACUCCUACUAAUUAGUAUACUAUUAUUUAUUUUUGUUU
Messenger RNA from Morus notabilis, 1363 nucleotides. RefSeq names its product metalloendoproteinase 1-MMP-like. The transcript has a single exon. Gene Ontology annotation, molecular function: metalloendopeptidase activity; zinc ion binding. Gene Ontology annotation, cellular component: extracellular matrix. Bases 164 to 1336 code for a protein of 390 amino acids. Gene Ontology annotation, biological process: proteolysis; collagen catabolic process; extracellular matrix organization. NCBI's taxonomy places the organism in Eukaryota, Viridiplantae, Streptophyta, Magnoliopsida, Rosales, Moraceae. The record is from RefSeq and is a predicted model, not a curated record.